Molecule: messenger RNA, 2220 nt
Organism: Hipposideros armiger (great roundleaf bat)
Lineage: Eukaryota; Metazoa; Chordata; Mammalia; Chiroptera; Hipposideridae
Gene: PFN4
Product: profilin family member 4
Exons: 4
Coding region: 226-672 (148 amino acids)
Cellular component (GO): cell cortex
Molecular function (GO): actin monomer binding
Source: RefSeq, a predicted model, not a curated record
CCGAGAGCUUGGUGGCUCCCGCUCCCGCCUGGCCCACCGCGCUCUCCCAGCCCCCUGUGCCUCCUGUGCGUCUCCCCAGCCCACAGGACUGGUAUUAGCCCCCCUCCAUCUUCCUCAGCUCCGCUCUGGGGGAUCCCCACGCCGUGGGCCAAACUACCGUGAAGCCUUUUAAACGCGAAACAGCAGGUCCUUUCAAGCUGCAGCCCAUAUCAGAGCUGAAGGAGCAUGAGCCAUUUGCAGAACAUACUGUUAGAUACCCUCCUGGGGACGAAGCACGUGGACAGCGCAGCCCUCAUCAAACUCCAGGAGCGCAGCCUGUGUGUAGCGUCACCAGGAUUCAGUGUAAUGCCCAGUGAUGUCAAAACACUUGUGAAUGGAUUUGCCAAGAACCCUUUGCAAACCAGAAGGAAAGGACUGUAUUUCAAGGAAAAGGACUACAAAUGUGUCCGGGCAGAUGAUUAUUCUCUGUAUGCUAAGAAUGAAAACACUGGUGUGGUUGUUGUGAAGACCCAGCUGUAUCUUCUGGUGGCAACUUACACCGAGGGCAUGUAUCCUAGUGUCUGUGUGGAAGCCACAGAGAAGCUGGGUGAGUUUGUCUCCCAUUGCCUGUCUUGGUUCCCUAUGACAGUCGUGCAUGUGACAGAGACCCAAUUCAGAUCAGCUAGGACGUAAAGGAGGAAUUGAUUGGAAGGAUACUGGGGUUACUUACAUAACCACUGGAAGGAUGGGGUCCAGCUGAGCCACGGGGAGAGUGGAUUCCAGCACUGGAACACUGCUAGAACUUUCCUGUGGUCUCUCCUUCUAAGAGGGCCAGGUUUGUUCUGUCCCAUUGUGAACCGUGUCCUCUCCUGCCUGGUAUCAUGGCCAAGCUUCGCAUUCUACCUCUUAGUUUAUUUUAGGGCCCUCGUUUGACAAGUCUUGGAUCAUAUGGUUUACCUUUAUAUCAUUCAUCUGGGUGGAGGUAGGGGGAAGGAGGCAACCGGUUAAAAAAGAUAGAGAGAUGUAGCUGCUGGGGGCCACCCUAUAUAGAGACCCUUUACAGAAAAAGAAAUUACUGUGAGCCAAGCAGCCAGCUUGUUGGUAUCUACUGUAUUCCCUUUCCAUGUCUAUACAUUUUUGAGUAAAGAUCUAAUAUGGAACUGAGAAGUUAUAUCUAUGAGAGUUGAGCUUAAUAAAUGAUAUAAAUUGUGUUUGUGUUUAGAUAUUUAACCUAAAUUUAGAUUUCUAAAACUUUUUUGGAGUUGCUUGACAUUCCUUUGAAAUAGUAGGAGCUUCUAUUUCUACUAGUGAGGAAAGCAGCAAUUCCUUCAUUCUUUCAACAAAUAGUGAUGACAUACCGUGUGCAGUGCACGAUCCUAAUAAACUAGGAAAUCAAAGCUGAUCAAGAUACAGUCUCUGCCUUCCAGGCCUCUACACAUGCUGUUCUGUCUUCCUGAAAUAUUUUCCCUUUCUGUUCUUGUCCUUUCACAUGCAGCUGGCAAAUUCCUAAUAACCAUUGAAGACCUGAGUCAGAUCUUGGGCAUCUGUCUCUCCACUGUGCUGUGUGUUUUAUGCAUACCUUUAUUAUGACCACCAUUAUAGUUCUUUCUUUACCUAGACUGUGAGCCCCUAGAAAGCAAGAAUUGUGUUGCAAUCAUUCUCCUAUCUCCAGUAUCUAAGAUGAAUAUCUACUGUCAAGUAGGCAAUUAAUACUCGUACAUGUUUGCUGAACAAAUCAAUAAAUGACUUCUGCUUUGGGGAAGGCUCUGGAGAGCUGAAUCUUAAAGGGUUAAUUGAGAAAUUAAGUACCAUCAUAGAAAAUAUAUAUUCUUGCUUACAGCCAUCAAAGAUUGCAAAGAAUUUGUACUAGUUAGAAAGAGACAGCUAACAUCAUGCCACUAGGAUCCCACUGCUCUGGGAAAGGAUGGGCUAUCUUGGAAGUGGUUGGAUGCUCAUGUGGGAUGGAUGAGGCUGGUACCCACCCAGAAGCCAGUUACAUGUCUCAUCACUUCUAUUUCCUUUACUUGUUUUCUUUUAAUUACAUUUUUCUCUAUCAAGAAAUUAUACAUGAUAAUUAUAGAAAAUUUGGGAAAUAAAGAAUUACGACUAUUAAAAAUUUUUUUAUUAUGAAAGAUCCUGGGAACAUAAUUGAUGUUUUUAUACCUCUCUCAGGGAGUGGGUCCUAACUCUCCCCCAUCCUUAUAUCUCCAGUACCUAGCACAGUGCCUAGCACAGGGCAGU